AGUGAGCGGGGAGCGCUGGUGCGGCGUCGGGAUCUACAGUGAAACCACCAUGCGUCGGAGCCGUCAGCGGCAGCUGGAAUGAGCCAGCUGAACGUGUCGGAUCAGACGGACUCUCUCAUACUGCGCGGCUUCCUUUUCAGCUCCCUGCAGAAGAUGGUGGCCGGCGGGUAGCUGCAACUUUGGACUCCUUGGUUUUUCCUUGGCAAGCGCACUGAACCAGUUGAGGAGUCCUGAGAUGACGGAGGUGGAGCCAGUGUUGGACUUUGCCUCCUCGGGUCGCUCGGGGAGAAGAAACGCCCUGCCUGACAUCUUGGGCUCUCCAGCGGGUGUAAACCCCACAGACCUGCCUCUGAAACUGGCCGAGCUGUCCCUCAAAGAUGGUCCAGGAGGGGCCCAGUCACCUACGGCAGAGGAGCCCCAAGUGCCACCGGAGAGCUCAGAGGGGAACGAGGGAUCAUAGGGACUCCUAUGUUUACUUCCCGGGAGACCUGCAUAGAUAACCUGAGGGAAAGGAUGAAAAAUGAGAUGGAGGCUUGUUCUAUGAAAGCGUGAUGAUCUGUGGAGAGCCAGUCUGUUUGCACAACAGCUGAACCACAGAGGGAAAGAGAUGGACCGACUCCGAAAAGCCUGGAGCUUGGAGCCUAGGACUGUUUCACACUCAACACCAUCCGACCAGACUGAGAUGUAACUUAAUUGAGUGAAUGAGUGUACGUGUGUGUGUGUGUGUGUGUGUGUGUGUGUGUGUGUGCAUAGGUGGAUAAUUCGAGUGUACUGUACACUACUAUUUUUCUAUGAUUCAUUUGAAACCGAAGAGAUUCAGUUCUCAAACUGUAUGAUGUACUAAUUGCUUGCAUUUCCUGCUGAUUUCUGUUUUAUAGUGAUGUGUCAGAUUUUACAUUGGAAAUAGCAGGCGGGGAGUUUCGUACUGGCCUGUAGUUGGUUGAAGCUUUUGAUUGAGCUGGAUGCAAUAUGGCACAUGUGAUAUAGCAAGAGAGAGUUGUUUGAAGAAAAGCAGAAGACUCCUUUCAUCUUACUCUCUAAUGGUCUAACAUACUUUGCUCUUACAUGAGUUUUGAAGAGGAAUAUGACAUCAGAUUUGGGAGGAGGGGGUAUGGAGGGCCUAUUGUACAGUAUAUAUUAUAGGGUGUACAUAUACCGUUUUAUCCCCUUACAGUCAGACUGUUUUGAUCCAAAUAAUAAUGAACAGGGAACUGAUCCAUUUUUGAGGUGCCCAUACUGCGCAACAUUUGCAAGACUCCAAAAACGGGGAUAGAAACCAUCUGUAUCUCGAUACAUUCCUUUAAAGAAGUAGUGCCACACUGCCAGCAACUUGCACACUGCUUCGUUACAAAGCUGAGAGAAAUGAUUCCAGUUUAGGUUUUUAAUUGCUCAAGGCUGCUUUAUUUUACAGACGUCUCCUCUGAAAAUGUGCCUAGUGGCAGUUUACCACCGAAAACGCGUGCUGUGUUCUUUUUCUGUGAAGUACUGUUAAAACACAAUUUUGGGCUACUGAUAUUUCCUCAGUUUUAAUGGGAUAUAUCAUAACACAUCUUAAUUGCUAGAAGGAAAACCAUUUUUGUAACAUGCCACCACUUUGCAGAUAACAUAGCCUUUUGAGGAAAAGCACUCAGUUCACGCCAUAACUUUAAGCAGGGUUUUUUUUUUUUUUCCAGUGCAAGGUUUCCUCUCGUCCUAGUGUCAGCAGCAUAUGCCUGCUGACUGGGCGCGGGAACUCGCAUCAAGCAACACUACCAUGAUGUGUUUCAAGUGCUGAAAAUGGCAGCACGCUCGCCUUCUGCCUCUCUGCACGUCUGCAAGGAGGAAAGUCUGUUCACACUCAUCAACACAUAACCAGAGCUGUGAGAAGGAGGCGACUUGGAGAGCUAAAAUGUACAGGAAAUACAUUGUGUCCACUAUCCAAUCACUGCUGCUGUAUAUAUUGUACUAUUAUCCAUGUGUGUCAUACAUGCUGCCUGUAUGAUUACCUGAAUUUAUUCACUUAAUCUGCAAAGAGAUGAAUAUGUUCUGUAAUUGUCUCUAUUUGAAGAUGUGUUGGCGGUGGCUGUGUCUUUAUGUGGUUGUGUUUCACAAAUGCAACGAGGAGGGCCCGGGCCCGCUGCUGCCGAGCCUCUGUUCUCGCCAUGCUGUACUAACGCUGACAAGAAACUGUUAAUAGUCGAUCUGAAGGUAAACGGUCAACACUUUUGGAGUGAUAAGUCUGAGGUGUGUUUUGUAGUGUCUUGAUCUCUUAAGUGGUGCGUAUAUUUUACUUAGCUGGAUUGAAUCCCAUAUGAUGAUUCUCUCUGGUGGUGAAAAAUGCCAUAAUAAAUCCACAAGCU
Messenger RNA from Myripristis murdjan (pinecone soldierfish), 2339 nucleotides. Its product is annotated as cAMP-dependent protein kinase inhibitor beta-like. Bases 236 to 460 code for a protein of 74 amino acids. NCBI's taxonomy places the organism in Eukaryota, Metazoa, Chordata, Actinopteri, Holocentriformes, Holocentridae. Gene Ontology annotation, molecular function: cAMP-dependent protein kinase inhibitor activity. The transcript has 3 exons. Gene Ontology annotation, biological process: negative regulation of protein kinase activity. The record is from RefSeq and is a predicted model, not a curated record.